Messenger RNA from Nothobranchius furzeri (turquoise killifish), 3000 nucleotides. It is a transcript of the gene pex11g, whose product is annotated as peroxisomal biogenesis factor 11 gamma. The record is from RefSeq and is a predicted model, not a curated record. Lineage: Eukaryota; Metazoa; Chordata; Actinopteri; Cyprinodontiformes; Nothobranchiidae. Gene Ontology annotation, biological process: peroxisome fission. Gene Ontology annotation, cellular component: peroxisomal membrane.
GUUUAGAAAACUACUUCCUGUUUCAAAGUCCAGACUCCUGCUGAAUGCUGCUGGAGCAGAGUGGAGGAAACUGUUGUUGUUAGCAGACAUGCAGGAGUCUGUGGAGUCCCUGGUCAGACUACUGGAGUCAUACAGAGGAAGAGAUAAAGUCAUCAGGACUGUCUGUUACGGCUCCCAGCUGGUUGGAGGAGUUCUUACCAAAAAGGGGGAAACAGACCUUUCUUCUCAGCAGCUUGGGAAAAGUUUGUUGCUGUUUUCUGCUCAGCUCAGCCACUGCAGGACCGUUCUGAGGCUGUUUGAUGAUCUCUCUAUGCUGGCGUACUCUCACAGCUAUGGGCUUGGUGCUUCAGAGGAGGAUGCAGGGGUUCGCUGGAUAUCGGUGCUGACCAAUGUGGCUGACCAGCUCUACUACCCAUGUGAACACGUUGCCUGGGCUGCCGAUGCUGAGCUGAUUAAAGUGCGGUCAGAUAAGUGGUGGUUGUUCAGUACUGUGCUGUGGGGAACCUCGCUGAUUCUGGGAAUCCUCGGAUCAUUAAGGGUUCUGCUGCUGUUGAAGAGGAAGUUGAAGGAGUACGGGAGGAACGGAGAAAGCAGCAGACACUCUCAGCUCUGCAGACAGAUGCGAGGGGAGCUGCUUUCCAUCAUUAGCAGCGCAGCUGACCUCAGUAACGCCGUUCACUGGAUGCCACCUGGCUUCCUUUGGGCAGGAUGCUUCCCCAGCUGGCUGGUGGGCUUGCUGGGCACCACUUCCUCUGUAAUCGGUUUGAUCCAGAUGAACACCAGUGGCAGCGAGCAGCCUGACAGCACCGGGUCGUCAUAACGAUGAAGAGCAGAUGUGACCUUUUCUACUAAAUGGAAGUUGGUGGGAAGAAACUGUUGAAGAUCUUUGAUUUGAUUAGCUCAUUUUGUUUGGGAUGUCUCGCUGUGUUGUAGGUGAAUAAAUAGAACACGUUUGUGGCUAACAAUCUAAAAUUUAGAAAGGGAGAAAAAGAAACAUUUCAGAUUUACUCUUUUAAAUGUCGUCAUAUUUUAAUUUUAUGACAGUCCAUCCAUCCAUUUGAAUCCGCUUAUCCGGAGUCGGGUCACGGGGGCAGCAGCCUAAGCUGAGAGGCCCAGACUUCCCUCUCCCCAGCCACUUGGGCCAGCUCCUCCGGGGAAUCCCAAGGCGUUCCCUGGCCAGGUGAGAGACAUGGUGUCGUGGCUCUCUCUUUAGGCCUCCUCCCAGUUGGACGUGCCCGGAAAACCUCACCAGGGAGGUAUCCAGGAGGCAUCCUGACCAGAUGCCCGAGCCACCUCAACUGGCUCCUCUCGAUGUGCAGUAGCAGUGGAUCUACUCUGGGCCCCUUCUGGAUGACCGAGCUUCUCACCCUAAGGGAGAGCCCAGCCACUCUGCAGAGAAAACUCAUUUUGGCCGCUUGUAUCCGCAAUCUCGUUCUUUCAGUCACUACCCAAAUCUCGUGACCAUAGGUGAGGGUAGGAACGUAGAUCGACCGGUAAAUUGAGAGCUUCGCCUUCUGGCUCAGCUUUCUCUCGACUACGACGGACCGGUACAACGCCCGCAUCUCUGCAGACGCAGUGCCAGGCUGCCUAUCGAUCUCACGCUCCAGUUUUCCCUCACUCGUGAACAAGACCCCGAGAUACUUAAACUCCUCCACUUGAGGCAGGACCUCAUCCCUGACCCAGAGAAGGCAUUCUACCCUUUUCCGAAUCAAGACCAUGGUCUUUUCUCUUUUAUGACAUUGACUUGCAAUAUUUGAUUAUAUUAAUCAUUUUUUUGUUCAAAUUUAUCAUUUUUUGUUAUAAGGAAUCAAAUUGUGUCAUUAUUUUAACUAUGUAUUUACAUGUCAUUUGUACUUUUAACAUGUAGGUUAGCUCAGUGUAUUUUACACACUAAUUUGUCUUUUUAAGAAAACAACAAAUACGCUGUCGUUUUCAUUUUCAAGUCACUGUAGUUUUGCACCAAAUAAUAAAAUAUUAGGCACCUUUUUGUUUAUCCAACCUGUUUUCUACUUGCAUCCAUAGCAGAGGUAAUAAUUUUAUUUCCCUUUCUCAGGGGCAUGGGAGUAAAUUGGAGCACAGAGGCAUAAACUUAAAGCUCAGAAAAUGUGUACUCCUAAUUAGGGAUGUGUAUUGGUGAAAUUAUGGAGAUAAUAUAUGUAUCACGAUACAUUCAGUCAGAAGAUAUUAACGAUUUUUUUAGUCUGAAAUUAUUAUAGGAAUAUUCAGUUAACAGUCCAAACCAAUACAUGUUUAACAUGGGGUAUCUGAACCAUGAUAGGGAGAUUUACAUUUCAGUGGUGGAAACAAAACGCACUGCUACCAACUAGUGGUCGAUGUUUGAAUUGCACCUAAAUGUUUGCAUACAAAUUCUUCCAAAAAUUAGAUACACAGCUUUUGAAUAUCGAUAUAAUAUUGCUGGAAAAAAUAUCAUGAUACACUGCCAUAUCGAUAUUUUCUUACAUCCCUACUCCUAAUAAUGCCCCAAACGGGCAAAAACUGGUGGCAGAAAUUCUGUAAACUGCGUUCAAAUCUCCAAACUUGUUCUUUUUCUUUUGAGUGAAUAAUCUGAUUUAUAUGACCGCAAGUGAUUUUAAGUUAUCCUUCAGCUUUGGAUUUGUCCUGACCUGUAAAAUCAAAUGCAGAAAAAUAUUUGCAUUAAUAAAACAACCCAAGUCAAACCAGCAUAUUUUGUUGAAUAUUGUUUUGCUGGUAAGAAAUGAACUCUUAUGUAAUCCAACAAUAGCAUUUGCUAAAAGAGAUGUUGAUGUGUUUUUGAUCAUUUGAAAAUUUUCAGCUUUUGACAUUGAAUUCUGAAUAAGAAUAUUUUAUUUGACGCUCAUUUCUUUAAAAAUAUUUUAAUAAAUGUUGAAUAAAACGUUCCAAAAAUUAUAUUUGAAUGUUCAACUUUGUUUCCGAUUCAGGUUCUUAGUAUGAACAAAAAACAUUUUUUGUUGUUAAAUGUUUAAACGUCCUAAAAUGGGAAAAAAAUAAAAAAGUAUU